CUCUAAUCAUUCAUAAUUCAAUAACAAUUACAAUUACCAAAAUGUCCGACCCCCAACACCAAAUCCGUCACAUCAACCCCACCCACCUGGAAACAUUCAUCCAGUCCAUCCUGACCAAAAACGGCGUCUCCACCGACCACGCCAAGAUCAUAUCAUCAUGCCUCGUGCAAGCCGAUCUCCGCGGCGUAGACACGCACGGUUCCAACCGCAUCCCAUCAUACAUGCAACGGAUCCGCCAAAAUGUCCUCUCGCCCAGCGCCACCCCCACUCUCACUGAGAAAACCCCCGUUGUCGCACAAGUAGACGGCCAUAACGCCUUCGGCUUCGUCUCCGCACACAUGGGCAUGCAACGCGCCAUCGAGAUGGCCAAAGUAUACGGCAUCGGCCUCGUCUCCAUCAAGCACUCGAACCACUUCGGCAUGUCCGCAUGGAUAGUCCAGCAGGCCCUGGACGCAGGGAUGAUGUCCCUCGUAUUCACGAAUUCCUCGCCCGCCCUGCCCGUCUGGGGCGGUAGAUCCAAGCUCAUGGGCGUGUCUCCGAUCGCAUGCGGCGCUCCGGCUGGAUCUACUCCGCCGUUUAUUCUGGACAUGGCGCCGUCAAUUGCCGCCAGAGGCAAGAUCUACAAGGCGCUUCGCCGCGGGGAGAAAAUCCCGACUGAUUGGGCGCUUGAUGGCGAGGGGAAUAUGACGGAUGAUCCGGCUAAGGCGCUUCAGGGCGUGAUGCUUCCCAUGGGUGGGCCGAAGGGGUCCGCGCUGGCGAUUAUGAUGGAUGUGUUUUCGGGAGUGUUGUCCGGGUCUGCGUUCGCUGGGGGCGUGACGGGGCCUUAUGAUCCGUCUAAGCCGGCGGAUGUGGGUCAUUUCUUGGUGGCCAUUAAGCCGGAUUUGUUUAUGGAUUUGGAGGAGUUUAAGGAGAGGAUGGACUACUUGUAUCAGAAGGUUGUGGAGAGUGAUAAGAUGGCUGGGGUGGAGAGGAUUUAUUAUCCUGGGGAGAUUGAGCAGAUUACGAGAGAGAAGAGAUUGAAGGAUGGUAUUCCGUUUACCGAGGCGGAGAUUGAGGCGUUGAAUAGGGAGGCGGAGAUGGUUGGGGCGGAUAAGUUGAGGGUUGAUUGAUUUCGUCUCUGCAUAGUCGAUCUGGGUUAUUGGUUUCUGCCUUUACCAGUAGAAGAGCAACGGAUGUCAGACAUGGACGGCAGCCGUGUGCGGCACACAGGAAACCGC
Aspergillus costaricaensis CBS 115574 is the source of this 1217-nucleotide messenger RNA. Its product is annotated as Ldh family oxidoreductase. NCBI's taxonomy places the organism in Eukaryota, Fungi, Ascomycota, Eurotiomycetes, Eurotiales, Aspergillaceae. The record is from RefSeq and is a predicted model, not a curated record. The transcript has a single exon. Gene Ontology annotation, molecular function: oxidoreductase activity. The coding region runs from base 42 to 1109 and encodes 355 amino acids.